This is a messenger RNA of Lagopus muta (rock ptarmigan), 1164 nucleotides long. RefSeq names its product pepsin A. The transcript is spliced from 9 exons. Lineage: Eukaryota; Metazoa; Chordata; Aves; Galliformes; Phasianidae. Gene Ontology annotation, molecular function: aspartic-type endopeptidase activity. The record is from RefSeq and is a predicted model, not a curated record. Gene Ontology annotation, biological process: proteolysis. The coding region runs from base 1 to 1164 and encodes 387 amino acids.
AUGAUGAAGCUGCUCCUGCUCCUCAGCUUGGUGGCCCUGGCCCAAUGUGACAUCCGCAGGGUCCCGCUGCAGAAGGGAAAGUCCCUGCGGAAGCAGCUGAAGGAGCAUGGCUUGCUGGAGGAUUUCCUGAAGAAGCAUCCCUACAACCCAGCCUCCAAAUACAACCAUGUCUUUACUGCCACUGAAUCCUAUGAGCCCAUGACGAACUACAUGGAUGCUUCGUACUAUGGCACCAUCUCCAUCGGCACCCCGCCGCAGGACUUCACUGUCAUCUUCGACACUGGCUCCUCCAACCUGUGGGUGCCCUCUGUGUAUUGCAAAAGCCUGGCCUGCAGCAACCACAAUGUUUUCAACCCCUACAAGUCCUCCACCUACGUGAGCACCAACGAAACCGUCUACAUCGCCUACGGCACCGGCAGCAUGAGCGGCAUCCUCGGCUAUGACACUGUGGCCGUCUCGAGCAUCGAUGUCAAAAAUCAGAUCUUUGGGCUGUCUGAGAGUGAGCCUGGCUACUUCUUCUACUACUGCAACUUUGAUGGCAUCCUGGGCCUGGCCUUCCCCAGCAUCUCCUCCGCUGGGGCCACCCCUGUCUUCGACAACAUGAUGAGCCAGGACCUGGUGUCCCAGGACCUCUUCUCCGUCUACCUGAGCAAGGAUGGGGAAUCAGGCAGCUUUGUUCUCUUUGGUGGCAUCGACCCAAAUUACACCUCCGAAGGCAUCUACUGGGUCCCACUCUCUGCUGAAACCUACUGGCAGAUCACCAUGGACAGGGUCACCAUCGGCGAGAAGUACGCCGCCUGCCACCUCACCUGCCAGGCCAUCGUGGAUACUGGCACCUCACUGCUAGUCAUGCCCGAAGAUGCCUACAAUCGUGUCAUCAGUGACCUGGGUAUCAGCUCUGAUGACGAGGUGAGGCAGGAGAUCAGCUGUGAUGACAUCAGCAAACUGCCUGAUAUCACCUUCCAUAUCAAUGGCUAUACCUUCAACCUGCCAGCCAGCGCCUACGUGCUGAACGAGGACGGGGCCUGCAGCCUUGGCAUCGAAAACAUGGGCACCCCCACUGAGUCGGGUGAGCAGUGGAUCCUUGGCGAUGUCUUCAUCCGCAAGUACUAUGUGAUCUUUGACAGGAGCAACAACAGGCUGGGGUUCUCUCCCCUGUCCUGA